AAAAAAAAAUCCAAAAAAAAAUAUUUUUUUUUUAACAUAUACAUUUACAUAUAACACAUAUACAGUAACAUUUACAUAUACAUAUACAUACACACAAUACAUAUAACAAUACACACAUAUAUAUAUAGAGUAUAUAUAUAAAUAAUCCUUGUAAAUAUUUCUCAAAAAAAUAUACACAAAAAAAAAAUGUCAUAUUCACCACAAUUACGUUUAGAAGAUUAUUCUCAAUAUGCUGGAGUUGGAACCAUUUAUCAAAAUAACAAUGUAGAUUUGAUAGAAGUGGAUUCUAUUAAUAAUAGCAUUGGAAAUGGGGUUGAUAAUAAUAGUAAAUUAAGGUCUCAGAUAGAAACCCAUGAAAAGGUUCAACUUGUAUUUGAUGAAUCUGAUAGUAAUGAUUCCAAUUCAACCAAUUCAACAAAUUCAACCAAUUCAUUAUCUAUAGUAUCACAAAAUGAUGACGUUAAUGAUUAUAAAUCACGUAUAAUGACGACUACAAUAGUAACAACUACUGUAACUUCGGUUAAUUCUUCUUCUAAAAAUUCUGUAUCUUCUCAUAAAUCUGCUCCUUCUUUGAGCAAAUUUUUGUCUUUUAAUUUAAAAGGAAAAUUCAAUCGUUCUCGUAGUCCAAAACACGUUCGUAUGUUAAGUGAAUUAAAAAUUCCCGUUCCUGAAAAUAAUGAAACAAUCAUAUUCAUGUCUAAAGUAAAAAAAUUAGAUUCUCAUACUUUUAAAAAAUCUUCAAAUAAUUUUAUUAUCCUCACAAAAAAAUGGCUUUAUGGUUUUAAAAAUAUUGAAAAGGCUUCAAAAAUCUUUGUAAAUUCUCCUCCUCCUCUGGCACGUGACAACAUCGAUUAUAAUUCCAUCAUCAUAUCAACAAAAAAUUUACCAUCAGAAAAUAUUGUUCUUUCAUUAUCUACAGUUUAUUCUGUACGUGAAGUUUCUUCUCCUGAAAAACAUAUUAGAAUUGAUUAUAUAUUGGGUCCUAAAAAUCAUGAUCAUAUUACAAUUCUUUCUCCUGAUAUUGAAUUACAUCAUCAAUGGCUUAUAACUUUAAAAUCAACUAUACGUAAUGCUGAUUCUGUUGGUCCUUAUUUAACUUUAAAUCAACGUGAAUGGUUCAUGAAAAAAUUGAAAUUAUUGGAUGAUUUGGCUGAUGAUGAUGAAAAUAAUCUUGUCAGUUUUCGUGUUUUAUUAAAAUCUUCAAUUGAAAAUGACAUUAUUAAGGAUACAAAUUUUCCG
Molecule: messenger RNA, 1239 nt
Organism: Rhizophagus irregularis DAOM 181602=DAOM 197198
Lineage: Eukaryota; Fungi; Glomeromycota; Glomeromycetes; Glomerales; Glomeraceae
Source: RefSeq, a predicted model, not a curated record